GCGCCGCUUGAUUUUCGCGCGUUUGUUGACGUUGUAAAUUUAAGCAAUUUUCUUAAGUUUUAUAGAAAAAAUCGACUCAAGUUAAGUGUUUAAGAAAUGGAGAAAAAUACAAAAAAAUACAGUGAGCAAGACCUCAGUUGUGCCGUCGCGGAAGUGAAAGAGGGCAAGUCGACGUUACGCGCGGCCGCAAAGGCUCACGGAAUACCAAAAAGUACUCUCGAGGACAGAAUCAAGGAGCGAUGGAGUACAAUGCCGGAAGGAUCCCGUGGGGCACCCACUGCGUUGUCCGCCGAAGACGAAGCCUUCAUCGUAAGCUGGAUUCUACAGAUGGCCGCAGCCGGAUUUCCGGUCAACGAACGCAGUCUCAUUGUGAGAGUGGCGGAGUUUGCCAAAAACUUGGGAAAGGAAACAGCAUUUCAAGACGGGAUUCCCUCCAGAGGUUGGAUGGCUCGAUUCUUGCAGCGACAUCCACAGCUGUCGAGACGGACCGCCAGCAUCAUGUCCAAGAAGCGGGUCAUCACGGAAGAGGAUGUACGGGGCUGGUUUGCUGAAGUUGGCGGGGAUCUUAUGAGCAAUGAGGAGUACCGAGAGGCAUUGAAAGAUCCAAGCCGGGUCUCGAACAUGGACGAAAGUCCUUUUUGCCCGGUUGCCAAGAAACAAAAAGUCAUCGCCAAGAAGGGUACAAAGCACGUCCCUUGCACGACCCCAAACAACAGCCGUGAAUCCUACACCGUGCUGAUGGCGGGUUGUGCUGACGGCAAGGUAGCUCCUCCGCUAAUUGUCUUUCCGUACAAAGAGCGAAUGCCGACCGAGGUUACGAGGAGUGUCCCGCGCGGUUGGGGGAUCGGCAAAACCGGAUCCGGAUGGAUGAACUCGAUUGCAUUUUUUGAGUACAUCUCGAAAAUUUUUUACCCGUGGCUUCUACAGCAGCAAGUAAAGUUCCCGGUGAUUCUCACGCAUGUGAUGCAACCUCUUGACGUCGCAUUUUUUGCACCCAUGAAGGCUCAGUGGGAGUUUGAGCUGAAAGAAUGGCUGCUGCAGAAGAAGUGCAAAAGUCUUCUUCGAACAGAUUUGGCUCCUCUCCUCGAGAAGACGUUGAACGCCAUGGGCCACAAAGAGGAAUCUUUGGUGCACGGUUUCCGGAAGUGUGCACUUGUGCCGUUUGAUGUAGACGCGUUCGAUUUUUCCCAGCUCACGGAUCCGGCUGAUGCCCCACCGAACUUGACGGAUAUGAAUAGAUCUAAGACUGAAAUCGUUGAAAUCCAUCCGAACUCCGCAGACCUCUCCGGUUGCCAACAGUUGAAGGAGUCAGAACUUCUGCAAACCUUAAACAAAAGAUUAUCGCCAACUCAGUUCGAGCUCUUUGUUCAGCAUCGGAACAAAUUGUCAUGGUGUGGACCCGUAGAAGAUUCUGGGUUGUUCUAUUUCUGGAGAAAUCUCAUGGAUGAGAUUGAAGGGCCACCAGAUUAUUUGAUGCUGGACUCUCCGUUCAACGAGGUCAUGAUUGAUGACGCAAUUUACACUGAAGAGCUUUCAAACGAACUUAAAGAAGAUAAAACCUCAGCUGCCUGUGGUGACGCUUUCGACGCAGAUGAAGAUUCCGGAUUUGAAUCAUCGAUGCAAAUUGCAUUCCCUCCCCAAGAUGGCGCUGCUGGAGAUGUGGAUUGCCCGGAUGAGAAUUUCGAGGAGCUCGACGGCCAGAAUCGAUCACAAACAGAUGUUAAACCGGCCCAAUCUCAGCAGCCCAAAUCUAAGAAAAGAACCUACCCGUCAGUUGCCACAAGCGACGAGUGGUUCAGAAUUUAUCAGGAAGAGGAAGCGGAAAAUCUCGCUGUGGAAGAGGCAAAGAAACUGCGUAUCCAGCAACGAGCUACGAAUAAAAUGCAAAAGGAAAAGGAGAAGCAGCAAAGAGCAGACGAAAGACUCAAGAAGAAACUCGACAAAGAAAAGUGCAAGAAGCGCUAAAGUUUGUUUUCCAGUUUUAUUUAAGUUUUCUUUGCAGAAAUGAAUUCGUCACUUGAAAUGCAAGACAAUAA
This is a messenger RNA of Culex quinquefasciatus (southern house mosquito), 2036 nucleotides long. RefSeq lists its product as uncharacterized. NCBI's taxonomy places the organism in Eukaryota, Metazoa, Arthropoda, Insecta, Diptera, Culicidae. Bases 97 to 1965 code for a protein of 622 amino acids. The transcript is spliced from 8 exons. Gene Ontology annotation, cellular component: nucleus. Gene Ontology annotation, molecular function: DNA binding. The record is from RefSeq and is a predicted model, not a curated record.